GUUAAACACCUGCUGGAUUUAGCACUCUACUGACACAACUCACCAAUGGUUGUUCAAGUGAAAUCACGCAUUCGCUACAGCAGCAAAACCAUGGAGGGCAACCAACAAAAAGUGGAAGCCAAUAUUUUGUUAUUGGGAGCUGAGGACGUUGGAAAGUCUGCUCUAACCGUGCGCUUUCUUACGAGGCGGUUUAUUGGAGAAUAUGGAGAUAUAGAAUCAAUAUACAGCCAUACUGACAAGAUCGACGGCCGUGAUAUUUGUUUCAACAUCUGGGACUCGCUUUGCCCGCAGGAUGAGGAAAAGUCUGGGCAUAUAAACGACAGACAGCUACAGUGGGCAGACGGCUUUAUUCUGGUUUACAGCAUCUGUGACCGCGCCAGCUUCAAUUUGGUCCAGCGACAAGUUAAGUGUAUACGGCAACUCAAGCAGAAAGCGUCAAGCGCAGCUCCGAUCAUUAUCGUGGGGAAUAAGCGCGAUCUCCAACACCGGCGUACCGUCUCCAGCGAGGAAGGUCGACUGCUCGCGCUCUCGGCGGACUGUGGCUUUUUUGAGGUGUCAGCUGCUGAGACCUACCAUGGUGUGCUGAUGGUGUUUCAUGAACUGUUGGAGCUCAUCCGAGAGGCGAGGGCAUUGAAGAAGGGCACCGCGGGGUUCAAGGGUAUCGUACGGAGCAUGUCGGCGGUGUUUGGACGAAAGCGGACCGAGUAGUUUCUUAUUCCCCCUUACAGCGGAGGAUCAUUUAGGGAUAAACCCAUUAAGAGUCCAUAUUGGAAGGAUAAACUGAUUGUUGAUUUCAACUGGAUUUUGCAAGUUGACAAACUUUAGUUGUUGCGCUGAACGCGUUCUUGCGUUAAAACGGACUGGAGGCGCGUUUAUCACGUAAACGUGGUUAAUAUAAACACCAGUUGUCCUGUUUAUGAAGGCAAUUCAAACGAGACGGGAUUGGAUUUGGUAUCAUUGCUCAGAAAUAUUGCAAACAGUCAAUCAUCUAUUUGAACAUUUUCGUUUUAUUGUUGCAGAUAACUGCAAUUGUCAUUUUUAGCAUUUUUGUCUAUGCAAUCCAUUGGUUCAACACGUUGUAAAAUGUUGCCAUUAGCGCGAUACAUAAUAUUGUGACAACAUUGUAGCUUUUCUUGAAGAAAAUGUUUCGGAUUAUUUAAAUUGUGUUGUCAUUAUAGUGGUCAUAUAAAAUGCUUAAAGUUGGAGAUGUCCACUUUCACCCUAUUGGAUUUUGCUGAGUAUAAUGUAUUUUAAGUCCUAACUGUGUUUUAUUAUACAACCUUUGAUACAUUGGUGAUGUUUCCAGACUGCCAAACACAAAUUGUUGUAUUGUAAGUGCAAAAGCUUAUGGUAAUAUUGUUUUAUAAUAAAACAUGAAAUA
This is a messenger RNA of Paramisgurnus dabryanus, 1381 nucleotides long. RefSeq names its product ras-related and estrogen-regulated growth inhibitor-like protein. The record is from RefSeq and is a predicted model, not a curated record. NCBI's taxonomy places the organism in Eukaryota, Metazoa, Chordata, Actinopteri, Cypriniformes, Cobitidae. Gene Ontology annotation, molecular function: GTPase activity; GTP binding.